Punctularia strigosozonata HHB-11173 SS5 is the source of this 2771-nucleotide messenger RNA. RefSeq lists its product as uncharacterized. Lineage: Eukaryota; Fungi; Basidiomycota; Agaricomycetes; Corticiales; Punctulariaceae. The transcript has 16 exons. Bases 1 to 2646 code for a protein of 881 amino acids. The record is from RefSeq and is a predicted model, not a curated record.
AUGCAACAUUUUUCUAAGAUCGAAGUUCAAGGGUCUCGCCCUGAUGGCUACUGGGUCGAAGCCUUUCCAUUCCAUACCAAGGAUACUCAGGCUCCUGAUCUUGUCGGGUACGGGUUAGGCACGUCUCAAGAUGCGAGCAAGAUUCAUGUUUUCCGCAAUCCUUAUCGAAAGGGACAAUCGUCUAUACCGCCCCCUACGGGUGAUUGGCAAAAUAUCCACGUUGCAACGCUCCAAUUUCCGGUCGCUUUCUGCUGCGCCGAUAUAUCUGGGAAUGGAUAUAACGACAUCAUUCUUUCUGACACCUAUGGCUCCUCUAUGAAUGACAUCUGGUCUGACGGCGGUAGAGUUAGUUGGUUUGAGAAUACGGGCGACUACAACCGUGAGGUUUGGACGCAACGAUAUAUAGGCCGCAGUCCCGGUAUGCACCGACUGAAAACGGGUCAUUUUACGACCAGCAACGCAGUCCAAAUCAUUGCCGUCCCUAUCGUUAUCAAGUCGGGUGAUUUUGAGAGUCCUGCGCCGGUUAUUAUCUACACCGCUCCUCCAGAUCCCAGGAGUCCCCAAGUGGACGGGGGCUGGCCUAACGAGAUCGCUUUCAAGGACACGUUUCGCCUGGUUCAUGAGAUCACUGUUAUUCCCGGUGCGAACAAUGGCCUGGAUCAGGUAUUACUGGCCGGUCGCGAGGGCAUCAGCCUGAUUUGGUAUAAUGAAACCUCCAAGAAGUGGAUGUCUGAGCACUUGGGAUCUGGCCUUAGUCAAACUCGAGGAAAUCCCUUUUGGGGAUCCGGGUCAGUGGAUGUUGCGAAGGUCCACGACGACUCCGCGGGAUAUAUCGCGUCGUGCGAGGCGUUCCAUGGCAAUACUGUGUCGGUGUAUACCAAACCGACCAAUGCUCCCAAAAGCCAGCUUCGAGGAGUCAAUUGGACUCGGCACGUCCUCGAAGAUUUCGGUCCUCUCAACAAGGAACACACCGGCUCCAUACAUUACGUGGUCUGCGCUGACAUCGAUAACGAUGGGGUUGAGGAGCUUCUAGUCGCGUUGAUGGGCUCCGAUCCACCGUCCUGGGAGAAGACGGGCGUGUGGUGCUACAAACCGGUCGACCUCCAGAAAGCCAAAUUUUCCAAGAGGAAGCUCAGUGAUAAUUCAGCCGGUCGCAUUGCCAUAGCUGAUUUCAAGAGCACGGGCGUACUGGAUUAUGCGACUAUCUCCUACUCCGUCCCAGGCUACUUCGUAUCACCGAACCCAUCUAUUAACGCUUUUAUCAAUGCGCCUAUCACAGCUGAAAGACUGAACGACGAGGUCCUCUUUCGUGUUCCGCGACCUACUGCGGCACCAGGCAUCGACGAGGUUAUGUUCCUCGAUGUUGCUAGUCGUAAACUUGCACUCGUGGUGGUGCCCCCUCAUCAAAAGUAUGCGAUUGCACAAGGCGAUGGAAUCAAGGUCAUCGCAGGGCGGGUGACUUGGACGAAUGCGAAUGACACAACGCAUGAACGUACCAUUGCUACUGCACCAUUCACAGCAGUAUCCACCAAAAUCGACGCAAAGGACGGGCAUGUCUACACUCAGGCGGAGGGAGCCGUUUUCGUUCUCAUGAAACACUCCACCACCUCCGGUGCCCCGCCCUACUCCAACAUGAAGCAGCUGGCGGCGCAUAACCUCUUUAACAGUCGCUUCCCCAAGGAUCUACAACACAUGUCAUUUCCCUGGGUGAAGGUCGAGGAUCGUCCUUGGGCUAAUGGCGGUUUCAAGGGCCUAGAAUUCUACAAUCUGACCGGAUUUUAUGUCCGCUAUGCCGACGACAGCGAUGAUCUUAUCUGCCACAUCCAACUGUGGACCGCUGGAGUAGGCGUAAGCGCCGGGUUUCACAACCACACCGACAAGUCGUUCUGCGAAAUCCAUGCGUGUAUAGUGAACGGGACGGGCAAGGGUGGGAUGUAUUGGGCGACGGUGGAGGACGAACUGUUUGAUCCCGCGAAACCGGACGAGGACAAGUACACGGGAAUCGCCGUACCAGACAUGAGCGAACAUGGUCCGCUAUGGCGAACGAGCGAGGACGGGCUGCCGCUCCUUCGUUCGAAUGAUACCGUGAACUAUCCAUGGCACGCCUGGAUUGCGGGCAAAUCGCCAACAGCAGGGCAGAAAUUCGAUGUCUGGCUCGCGUUCGAAUUCCCACCUUUCGUCGCCGAAGCCGAGCAAACCGCCAAUAUGGUGACCUUGAAACCUGGCAAGUAUCGUAUCUUCAAUCCGGCCUCGCAGUUGGAGCUGCAAGUGCAAGGCGGAGAGUCGAAGGACGGUGCACCGGUGGUGGGGCAUAAAAAGGGACCUGGAUCGCAAGCGUGGGAGAUAUCUGUCAUUCCCGGAACGCGCUUCCAGCUGUUCCAUAAUGACGUCAGUCGCUCCAAUGCCACGGUCGUGUGGCCUCCUACGGCUGGCCAGAAGGUAGUCGGCAGUCGCUCCGCGGCCCGCUUGGACCUCACUUCUGCUUGGGCACUCGCAUCCGCUGGUGGAAACACGUAUGAGGUCAGGCUCAUCGGAACCCACCUCGUUCUGGAGGUUGAUGCACAUGGCAAAGUUCAUAUCUCGCCGAAGGAUCUGGUACCAAGGGAGUCGCAGAAAUGGCACUUCGAGGCUGUUUCGUCAACAUGAAUGUGGGCAAAGUCAGGAAUGGUCCUCUGAAUGUGCGCCACGAGAAGACGUUUACGUUGGGUACGAUUAAACGCUCUAGAACUUUGCCGUCGUCGUAUCAUGAUUCUAUGGCACAAUGAGGACGC